This is a messenger RNA of Peromyscus leucopus (white-footed mouse), 1752 nucleotides long. RefSeq names its product transmembrane protein 211 (gene Lhfpl7). Gene Ontology annotation, cellular component: membrane. The record is from RefSeq and is a predicted model, not a curated record. The transcript is spliced from 6 exons. Bases 722 to 1324 code for a protein of 200 amino acids. Lineage: Eukaryota; Metazoa; Chordata; Mammalia; Rodentia; Cricetidae.
UUCGGGAACCAGGAAGGAAAACACACGCCUGUGUUUACACACCCUUCUCAGACCAGUUCCUCACGUGACCCCGCUCUGCUUGCCAGCCAGAAUGUGACCCUUAAAGGAAAAGGGACCUUUUAAAAGCUCGCAGAUUUAUGUUGAAGGACAGAGCUGGAGCAAGGGGAGGUCACGUGGAGAAGGUAACCUUGGAGAGGCCUGACCCGAGGUGUGGGGACCCUGGACAGAAGGGCCAUCUGAGGUUUGAGACACACUCCCAAGCCCAGAUGUCUAGCUCCUCUGCACGACACACGCUGGGAUCUGUGUGCUUCUUAGACACACGAAGAAACUAUGGCCUGUAGCUGUGGCCAUCUUGGCCCGGAUCUCAGGUUAGAGGCUAGGAUUCCCGGUCAUGUUUAAGCACUACUGGGCUCUGGGAACCCCCAAGUUCUACAGCUGCAUCCCAGGCCAUUUGCCAUUGGUGGGGACCCACUUUCUGACUUAGGCCUGAGGGAGCUUGAACAGGGUGCGCCACUACCACCAGCACCAGGGCAAGAUUCCUUCCAGCCUGGACCAGAAGACAUCCUGUGUUGCUUAGCCUAGGCCCCCAGCUUCACAUCACCCACCAUUCAGGAUGACCUCUAGAUGACCUCUCACGGAGACUUGCUGGUUGUAGAUCUUGUCAAACUGACAGUCGAGAUUAACUGUCGCAGGAGACAGAAAAAGACCAGCCACGUUCCUGAUGGAGGUCGCCGUGUGGGCUGCCCUAGGACUCUCCCUCACAGGCAUGUCUGGCCUCAGCCUGGUCUCCCCUGCCUGGUUCCAGAGCUCUUCCUUCUCCUAUGGUGUCUUUGUGUACUGCUCCUGGCCACAGGGUGACCGCUGGAACCAGAGCUGUGUGACCUUUGGGUCCCCGAAGGACAUGCCUGGCUUGGCCUGGAAGGUGAGACACAGUCUCGGCUGCAUGCUUCUGGGAGGCUGGGUCCUGCUGGCCUUUAGCGCUCUUCUCCUUCUGGCCUGGGCACUGGCCCCGAGAAGGUUGUAUCCCGGGAGGGGCCCUGGUCCAACACCCACGGUGCAGGCAGCAGCAGCGGCCUCCACCCUUGUAGGUCUGCUGGUUUUUCCAGCCACUCUGGCUUCCCCAUUAGCCAAAGAAGUCUGUGAAGGCUCCCGCACAUACUACGGUGGAACAUGCCAGCUGAGCUGGGGCUACGCCACUGCCAUGUUCAACGCGGUCCUCACCAGCCUGCUCGUUGUCAUCAGAUGGCCUCGAGUGACCGCGAUCCAGAGGACAGCCACCCCCUCCUCUAGUGACACUCGGGAAAUCACUCUCGUGUCAGAAUAAGCAAAGGAUCAUCACUCAGGAAAAGCAAAAGACAAACAAGAACAAGCUACUCUACAGUCAUAUGAAAUUGUUACAUGUUCAAAUCCCACCUCCUCUGCUUCCCUGCUGUGUGACUGACCUCAGGCAAAUCACUUUCCCUUUCUGGACUCAUUUAUUCUUCGGUAAAUUGGAGGUUGGCCUGAUGCCUACUUAGUGGAGUUGUUAUGAAGGACUUUGAUUUGCCACAUGUAAAUGGAGCAUGUUGUGCCAUGUCUGUCACGGUGUCCCUGGCUCACAGAACUAAGGGGACUAGGGUGAGAAUUAAAUAUAUGGGUGGAAAGCACAGAGAGCAACCCUGGAAAGAUGGCUGUCUAAUCCAAAACGCUUUUUGUUUUUGUUUUGAUUUGUUUUGAGACGGUCUCAUGAUGUAGCCCUGAUUGUCCUAGAAC